UGGAACCUGUGAAGUCGGCUUUCACUCUGAUGGAACUGUGUCUCUGUCGUUUUGGGACUCUCUAAAUCGCUAUCCCGGAUUUCUACCCGAGUGCUUCACACUAGGCAUUCUGUUCGAGACUCUGCCACGUCUGGACGGCAAGUUGUCUCGCCUCUUCAGUGGGAGAAAUGAGUCCAACCGAUGCUAAACGGGGGGCUAAACGCAGGAAGAACAAGCGGGGCGGUGGCAGUAGCUGCAGUGCUGUCUGCAACACCAGCGGCGGCAAGGCCGGGGUCGCUUCGGCCCUGGGCUGUACGGGAGCAGCGACACCUGCCUCCGUGGUCAACUUUUUAACACCUGGCAGUGGGAAUGUGGGCUCCAUGGCGGGUCUGAACGGAGAGGUCAAAGCAAACACGACUAACAGUGUGAUGCCGCAGUUUACGGAAGGACCAGUGAAUGCUGACUUCUCCGGCGUCCUUCAGACCCCGUUCACGUUCGGCCUGAACCAGCGGGCGCCCUACACAGCUGGCGAUCGCUGCCUCCUGUGCCGAUGUGAGCGCAAGGACAUUGUUGUGCCUUCUGAGGCAAGCAUUUCAGGCCAGAACGGUACGGCGCAGCCCGCCAAGACGCCCAGCGCUCUGCAGCUGCCUCUCUGGGUGUGCUCUGACUGUCGGCGCACGGUGGAGAAGGAGGACCGGCAUACUACGCUGGAGCAGUCGUUAGGGAGUCAGGACUUUCUUUUGCACAUGCCUGUGGGCAAUGGAAACCUGGGCCAGGAGGCAGCCACGGGGGACAGACUCGCCACCACUGCGCCGACAUUACCCAUGCUCCCCGCCCCGGACCUCACUGCGCCCAUGCCCGCCGACACAGUGUGCAGCUGUGAAGCCUGCAACGAGAGACGGGCGAUCUCCGCCGAGUCCGAGAGGGAGUCGCAGCAGCUGCAGAACCACUGGUCUGAGGUCCGGUAUCUGGUGCGCUGCAUCUACCGUCAGACGGGGACGCCGCUCGCCGACGACCACGACCAGCCUCUGGAGAGAGACAAGGAGGGCAUGAAGGAGCUGGUAGACAGGCUAUGCGAGAAAGAUCCCUAUCAGCUCUACCAGCGACUGGAGCAGCAGGCUCGAGAGUACGUCUUAGAGAUGAAGGUGCGGCUACUAAAGCACCUUUCUGCAGGUUCCAAGACCCCCGGGCCGCCGGGGUCUGUGGCCGCAGCUCAGGGUCCCCCUCAGGCCCACCAGUUCGUCUCGCUGCUGCUAGAGGAAUACAGUGCCCUCUGCCAAGCUGCACGCACCAUCAGCAGCUUCCUGCUCACCCUGGAGAAUGAGCACCUCCAGAAGUUUCAGGUGACGUGGGAGCUACACAACAAGCACCUUUUUGAGAAUCUGGUUUUCUCUGAACCAAUCUUACACAGCAGUUUACCGGCACUAAUUGCACAACUGAAACAUGGCACGGCAUCCCAUGAUUCCUACAAUGAAGACAUGUACAGGACCUUGUUGGAGAGCUAUCAGCAGCUGCAGCAGGAAAUGACCUCCGUGGCUUCUGAAUGGCAGGAGUGUGAGAAGAGGAUUGACGACUACGUAGAUGAACAGCUGCUUUUUAAGGUGGACGGUCAGAGUGUCACCAACCAAAGAACAGAGCCACACAAGUCCUUGAUUAGCAAAAAUACUUUAAAGACCAAGCAGCGGAUGCUGAAGGAGGACUGGGAGUUCUUUAAGCAGAGGAGAUUCAUAGAAGAACAGAUACCGAACAAUAAGAAGUCCUCAACGGGAGAUAACAACUUCACGCACACGAUGAGGAUGCUCUCCUCUCGUCUGAGCAUUCCAGACUGUCCGAACUGCAACUACAGAAGGAGGUGCACAUGCGAUGACUGCAGUCUCUCCCACAUCCUCACAUGUGGCAUCAUGGACUCUCCCAUCGCGGAGGACCUCCACAUCAAGCUGCCCUCCCAGGGGGAGCCGCCCCGGGACUACCUGGCCGAGGUGCACCCUCCCAGCCUCUCCUCUGGCAGUUCGGCGUCCGGCUCCAACUCCAGUUCUCCCAUCACCAUUCAGCAGCAUCCGAGGCUCAUUCUGCCCGAAGGCGAUACCAACACCUUCAUCAGUGACGAUGACGAAGUGCCUCCGCUGUCCAGUAAGUUCGGGGACCUCUACCCCAUGAGCGGCUACGAGGACAAUGGCGUCGUGACCGCGGCCGUCAACGGCCUCCAUAACGACAUCAACGGCGACGGCGAAGACGUGACUCUGAAGGUGGGGUCCCCUCGCAUUACCAGCAGCAGCAGUUCAUCGGAGGGCGACGAGGAGGAAGCCAACGGCGAGGUCGGCGCCGAGCCCCCGGGGCAGCGGGAAGACCUUUCCUCAGGAAGUGCCAUCAGCCCUCCGCCCUCGUACACCCACCAACAGACAGAGCAGGUCCAGCAUGCCUGCGAGUGCCACGUGUGCAACCAGGACCCCGGCUCCUCCGCCCUGGGCCCGGCCACGUGCCUGCCCCCGAGCCGGCUGCACGCCGCGCCCCCGCCCGCUGUCGGCCACCAGUUCUUCACAGACAGCAAGACCCCCCCCGCACACCCCGCCCUCCACCUCUACCCGCACAUCCACGGCCACCUGCCCCUGCACAACUUCUCCCGGCCCCUGCUGCACCCCACACUCUACCCCCCCAGCCCUCCGCUCACACACAAGCCUAUUCCCCCGAGCCCCACAUCCAACCACUCGGCGGCCAAGCAGCCGGCCUUCAGCGCGUCGCUACCGGAACACGUUUACCAGAACUGCUUCGGCGGCGGCGGCGCGGGCAGCUCGGGGGACUGGAACAGCUCGCUGCAGUGUCUCUCGCUCAAGUUUGAGAAUUUGUGGGACGCCGCCGUGAUGAAGAGCUGGAAUCCGUCUAUGCUGCUGCCCGAAUCCCUGCCAGGCGACAUGCUUGGACCCCCCCUCGCAGAUGUCCCCCUCCCUCCAACAUCAUCCAUCGGCCUCCAGGGGGAGUACCCCUCCCUGCCCACCCCCGUCCCCCCGUCCUCCUCGUCGUCGCUGUCCUCCUCCCUGUCGUCCUCCUCGUCGUCCUCGUGCUCCUCCUCCGAAGCCAAAGAGCAGAAGAAGACCGGCGCCAAGAAGAAGUGUCUCUACAAUUUCCAGGAUGCCUUCAUGGAGACCAACCGGGUGGUGAUGGCCACCUCGGCCUCCACGUCCUCUGUGUCCUGCACUGCCACCACUGUCCAGUCAAGUAAUAACCCGCCCAUCCAUCUAGCAUCUAAAAGACCCAACUCCUUAGACGAUGUAUUUCACAGUCUAGGUAAAGAGGACCACAGGCAACCCACUCCAGCGGCCCCGAGGAGCGGCUCGGCGGGACUGACGUCCCUGCCGCCGCUCUCGGGCCCCGCCCUGCCCCCGGCGUCCCCCGCACACCUCUCCACACUCGGAACGCAGCCCUUUCCAAAGAUGGCCGCUCCGGCCCCCGACUUCGCCGAGUCCCACCCAGGCCUGUGCCUCCCGCCCGCGGAGCCUCCGGCCUCCUCGAUGGACGGCCCCGUCAGCGCUCCGCCCAGCGUCUGCAGUGAUCCCGACUGCGAAGGCCACCGCUGCGAAGGCAACGGAGCCUACGAGCACCAGACGUACGACGGAGAGGAGAGUCAGGACGAAGACAGCUGCUCGGAGCACAGCUCCUCCACCUCCACCUCCACCAACCAGAAAGAAGGAAAAUACUGUGACUGCUGCUACUGCGAGUUCUUCGGUCACGGCGGGCCCCCAGCUGCUCCCACCAGUCGGAACUAUGCAGAGAUGCGGGAGAAGCUGCGUUUACGUCUCACGAAGCGCAAAGAGGAGCAGCCGAAGCGGGAGGAGCAGCAGCCGGUGAUCGAAAGGGACGGCGGGGUGGAGGACCACCGGCGGGUCGAGGACCUGCUGCAGUUCAUCAACAGUGCCGACAGUAAACCCGUGUCGAGUUCCAAGGCAGCCAAGAGAGCCAGGCACAAACAAAAGAAGAUGGAGGAGAAGGCCCGUCUGGAGGCGGAGGCCCGGGAAAGGGAGGAGCAGCAGCUGCUGGAGGAGCAGCUGCGGCGGCAGCGGCAGGAAGAGGAGGAGGCGGCGCUUCAGAAAGAGCUGCUCCGGCUGCAGGAGCUGCAGCAGCACCGCGCCGCCAAGAAGAAAAGGAAAGAGAAAGCAAAGGAGAACGCGGCUCCUCCCCAGAACAACCCACAGCCGCUCAAACAGGCGGCUCAGAAUUUCCUAGAUAAUCUUCACAAUGGGAAGUCGCAGCUGCUUCAGUCGCUCAUUCGCCUCCCCGACCAGGACGCCGCGGCCCCGCCCCGCUCUCAGCACAGCCCCCAGCCCGAGACCACCGCCCCCAGCCCCGCAGCCCCCCUACACAACGGCACUUCCGCGUCCCCAGUCGACGUCAGUAAAGUUAAGGCCGCGCCGCCUGCGAAGGCCUGCGAGGCCGCCGCGAAGAGAGCCCCGGAGCUGCCCAAGAGCUCCGAGGCGGCUCCGAAGCUGGCCAACGGCACCGCGGCCCCCGCCGCGCCGGACACCAAAUCGCUGCGGGUCAGGCCUGCCGAGCCUCUGGCCGCGGUCCCGACCCCCGAGGCGCAGCAGGAGGAGCGCAGCAACAACAGGAGCGCCAGCGGCAAGAGGCAGCAGCCGCCGCCGCUGUCCCACACCAAGGAGGACAGGAGGAGUCCCCCCGUGUCCAACCCCUCCCCGUCUCCCCCGCCCGCCUCGCAGGUCGAGCAGAGCCAGCAGAACGGCACACCCCCCAGCGCAGAGUCGCCGCAGCCCAAAGGCAAGAACAAGAAGAGCAAGAAGAAGAAGGGAGACAAGAUGAACAGCUCGAUAGAUGACGUGUUCUUGCCCAAAGACAUCGACCUGGACAGCACUGAGAUGGAUGAGACCGAGAGGGAGGUGGAGUAUUUCAAAAGGUUCUGCCUGGACUCGGCCCGGCAGACCCGCCAGCGGCUCUCCAUCAACUGGUCCAACUUUAGCUUGAAGAAAGCCACGUUCGCCGCGCACUGAGCGAGCGUCAGUGAGCGGCCGUCAGAACACAAUCGGUACCUUAAACAGCUAUACAAACCCCGUCCCUUUACCUCCAGCCCCGCUGUCCUCCCAGAACUGAUGUCCCGCUGUGCCCAAAUCACACCCACGCUGCCUUGCUUUGUUCUCGUCGCUGUGUGGUUCCAACACGGACCCAUCUGGACCGAUCCACCCGCAGAUCUUAAAAAGGAAAAAAAAAAAAAAAAAAAGGAAACGACACAAAAAAGAAUCACGAAAUGCUACCUUACAUCUGAUUAUUUUCCUCGCGUGCUUGUGUGCUUUUUAGUCUGAGUCGGAGCGUCUCUCCCCACCCAGGAAGCCAUGGUCUGAAGAUAUUUUCUUAUAUUGGCUGAUCUGGAGUCGGAGGACGCUCACCUUGUCUGGACGGUUUCCUUCUGAAAAUAAUGAGAUAAAAAAAUAAGAGGAGGGAAAGAGACAAUGGAAACUAUUUAAAAAAAAAAAAAAAAAAAAGAGACAAAUGUAAAGAAUUAAAAGCUGUAUUUGAGAUAUUGUGGCUUACUAUCCCAUUGUUUCCCGAUCCCAGCACGGCAUUUCACCCACACGAUUGACGAGGGAACGGGCUCCGUUAGCUGGUUUCCCAUCACCACCCUCCCCUCCCCUCCCCUCCCCCUCCCCCCCUCCCUCUCCACCACCUCCACCCGAUUUCACUGAAAGGAGGAAGGCGUAAUACUUGACAAUAUUAUUUUUUUUUGUUUUUUUUUUUUGUUUGUUUUUCAGUUCUGUUUAACAAACUGUUGAGUAAACGUGUACCAGUUACAGUUUUUUUUUGUUUUCCUUAUUUUCGACCUGUAGCCAGCUUGUAUCGGAAUACUUUCAGAAUGAAAUUGAAAAAAAAGAAAAAAAGGAA
Salarias fasciatus (jewelled blenny) is the source of this 5862-nucleotide messenger RNA. It is a transcript of the gene fam193a, whose product is annotated as family with sequence similarity 193 member A. The transcript has 23 exons. The coding region runs from base 168 to 4976 and encodes 1602 amino acids. The record is from RefSeq and is a predicted model, not a curated record. Lineage: Eukaryota; Metazoa; Chordata; Actinopteri; Blenniiformes; Blenniidae.